Dracunculus medinensis (Guinea worm) is the source of this 2322-nucleotide messenger RNA. Lineage: Eukaryota; Metazoa; Nematoda; Chromadorea; Rhabditida; Dracunculidae. The record is from the annotation of a GenBank genome assembly.
AUGAUACAUACUUCUGAUGAAAAACUUUUCCAAAUAUUAGUGCAAGCUGCUGGAGAUUCUCAGCAGCGUCCACAAUAUUACAUCGGAGGAAAUGCUGCACUUAUGGCAGAAAAAAUUGCAUCAUCAUUUCCAAGGACAACUGCAUACUUAGUUGGGCCUAUAGGGCCACGAAGCCAGGCUUUGCUUCACCCAUCAAUCGUUCGCACAAAUUCAACUCGCAUAAUCAAAGAUGAGAUCCAUAUAAUCAUGGAAUACAAACAAGGCGAAAUUCUUGGUGAAUAUGUGGCUCCUGCAUCUUCUCGGUUUAUUACUUCUCAUGAUCAGUACAGUGGUAGUUCAGUUGUGAUCGAAAUGUUUUUCAAAGCUAUCUCACAGUUCCAGCCUGAUUUAAUUAUACUAACAGGAGUUCAUUUAAUUCAAACACAAAACAAAGAAAUGAGGUCGGAAAAACUGCGAUUGAUAAAGAGGAAUUUGUUGCAAUUGCCUUCAAACAUUCCAAUCCAUUUAGAACUUGGCAGUAUUGGUCAUGCGGAUUAUGUUGCCGAAGUGCUGAAAAAGAUAGUUCCAAAUGUCGAUUCACUUGGUAUCAAUGAACAAGAAUUGGCUUUUUUCUCGCAUAUUGCGAAUGGUCCAUAUACUGAUCUUUAUCCUGUUUCUCCUGGUGCAGUGCAUGUGCAUAAAUUUGUAGCCCAUUUAAAUAUCACCAUAAAUUAUUUUGAUUAUUAUAUGAAUUCAAAAAAAAAAAAUUUUCAUGUUUAUCGUGGAACGGAUUGGUCUAAUUUGGCGGCGGGCUUAGCUGCUGGUGCGCGAACUGCUGCAUAUUCAUGUAACGCAGCUAGAGAUAUAAAUACUGAUAAUUUGGAAUUAAGGACAUCUCUUACACAUGUACUUGAUAGAGAAGUUGGCAAAAUGUACAAUUUCGAGCCUCACAAGCCAAUAGCUUCUUGGAUGCGGAAGGAUGUAGUUUUUAUUUAUACACCAGUUCUCGUAUGUAAAUUUCCAUCCAGAACUGUUGGUAUUGAUGAUGCAAUCUCAACAUCUGGAUUGCUUUUCUCGCAGUUUCACCGUUUUAGCACUUGGAUGAAGAGAGCUGUUCCUCCGCUGCUUUCAACUGUUCGAGGCAUCAGGCGAAUUCGAUCCAAAAAGUUCCUUUGUCCAGAUCCAAUUGAAACUCUCAAGAAACCAACAAAUCGUCCUGUAAAGUGGAUUGAGGACGCUACAACCUAUUCUGAUAUACAUAAUCUGAUGACAGAUCCCUCUUCAAUUCCUUAUUCUAGGAAAGACAUGGAGCGGCUUAUGCAUUCAACUCAAGAGAAAAUGAAAAAAGAGACGAAGAAAAAGAAAAAAGGAAUUAAUUUUGGCCAUAUACCGAUAAGUGAGCAAGUGGUAGUUAUGUUUCCUGGUCAAGGAUCACAAUAUACAGGAAUGGGAAAAAAAGUGAUAGAUUGUCGUAAAGCAGAUGAAAUAUAUGAACGAGCUUCCGAAAUUCUUCAAUAUGAUUUGAAACAAAUUUGUAUCGAAGGUCCCAAAACAAAACUUGACCAAACAAUUUAUUGUCAGCCUGCAAUGCUUGUGACUUGUUUGGCAGCGUGGGAAAAAUUUAAACAAUCAAAUGAAUGGGUAGUUGACAAAUUAACUCAUACUGCUGGUUUUAGUGUUGGUGAAAUUGCUUCACUUGUUCUUGCAGGAGUCAUUAGCUUCGAAGACGCAGUCAAGCUUGUGAAAAUUCGAGCAGAAGCGAUGAAUCAGUGCAGUCAACGCAUUAGUUCGGGGAUGCUAACUAUUCGGACUUCCGCCAUUUCUCGACUUUCUGAAGCCAUGAAAGACGCCAAAUUAUCAGCAGUGGAAAAAAACGAACUAGCAAUAUGUGAAAUAUCCAAUUAUUUAUUUUGCCACGUCAAGGUCAUUGGUGCAUCUCAGAAAUGUAUGGAUUACUUAAUACAAAAUAAAGACAAAUAUUCGUUUCAGGUGGUUAAAAAGCUGGCGGUUAGUGGGGCAUUUCAUACUACUCUUAUGAAAGAAGCUGCUGAACCACUGAAUGCAGCUUUAAAAGAUAUCACUAUAAAUCCACCAUGCAUUAACAUUUUUUCGAACUAUACGGGGGAAUUAUUUCAUGAUUCACCAAUUUCAAUCAAAGCUUCUAUUGUUAAGCAAAUUUACAAUUCAGUAAAAUGGGAACAGAUUCAGCAACAUCUUUUUCGACUGCAUCGGAAUCAUCAAUAUCCACUUUACAUGGAAGUUGGACCUGGCAGACAGCUGGGUGCUAUGUUUUAUAAUAUAAGUAAAAGGGUUUAUGCUCAUUAUGAAAGCUUUCCUGCGUAA